Molecule: messenger RNA, 735 nt
Organism: Helobdella robusta
Lineage: Eukaryota; Metazoa; Annelida; Clitellata; Rhynchobdellida; Glossiphoniidae
Exons: 2
Coding region: 1-735 (244 amino acids)
Cellular component (GO): nucleus
Molecular function (GO): DNA binding
Source: RefSeq, a predicted model, not a curated record
AUGGAAAGACUCGGAGAGUUGGAAAGAAAUUUUAUGGAAGAAGAUUCAAUCGUAGGUCUGAAUCUUGAAGAUAUUAAAAUGAAAUUAGAGAAAGAAAUAACUUUUUCUACUGAAUUUAUAAUUAAAUUCAUAGACAACAACAUGGGAGGAGUUUAUGUCUUGAAAUCAGAAAAGGCAUGGAGUACGCAGAAUGUAAUAAGAAAAUGGGUGGACCUUAUGCUGCCACUUGUUUUAAGAGGAAGUCAACGAGGUCUCCUCAUUUGGGACUCUGCAAGCACUCAUCGUGCAAAGGAUAUGAAAAACUUCUUGGCAAAAAGAAGGGUUGAUCAGGUUAUGAUCCCAGCAGGGAUGACUGCUUACCUCCAGACCUUGGACAUUGCAAUAAACAAGCCUUUCAAGGAUUACCUCAGACUUGAAAUCAAUGAUUAUAUUGAGAAUAGGAUGUCAAGGAACAAAAAUAACAACUUCGUGAAGCCUAAUCUGCAGGAGGUAGUCUCUUGGGUAAGGAAUGCAUGGGGCAAAGUCAUUGAUAGCUGUGUUGCAAAGGCUCUGAAAGCAGGGUACUUGGACAAAACAUCGCCAUUUGAAGCAAGCUACAUCGCAAAACACGAUAGAUUUGGACCUAUGAUACAGAAGGAGCUGGAGUCAAAUGAAAUCUUGGCUGGAAUUCAAGGUCUUGAUCUGGAAGAAAAUGAUGAUAUCCCAGAAGAUGAUGAUCUUAUUGUAUUUGAAUAA